AUGGAGUUUGGCUCUCAUACUUUCAUCCUCUUUUAUUCCUCGGUGGCACUUGUCACCGACUUUGGCGUGCCUGCUAAAGAGACGGACUGGGAUGAUGUCCUCGUGACAACGGUUGGCAGAAAAAUCACAUUGGACUGUGUAGACGAGACAGUGAAGGGUGCCGUGGCGAUCAACUGGAUGACGAAGUCAGUUGGUAAGGACGAAUGGAAACUGGUACUCUUGACCAACGACAAGCGAGAGUUCUCAGGCAGUGCCUCAAAGGAGUCCAUGAGAUUGAAAGACACCAACUAGGACACCGGGGUCUAUUCCCUCAUCUUUCUUCCGACAGUGGAGGAUCGUGGCCUCUACUCCUGUUUGAUUAAGCAGCAAGAGAGGAAACUGAAGGAGAAGAUCAUACUGUUGCUGUGCUUACAGGUAUCCGUGGCCCCCAGAGAGCCCGUUCCACAGGACAGCAUCCUGCGGUUGGUCGCUGAGGUCACCCCUCCAUUUGCCGCCAACAGGAUCACCUGGAGGGCGCCUGGCGGCCUUCCCAUGAGGUCAGAGAAAAUUGAGAAAAUGCAGAUAGCCAAACUACCACGGGCUCGGAUCUCAGACAGCGGGGCCUAUGUCUGUCUGGUGCACCCCAGAGGCAACAGCAGCAAAGCCUUCUUUGCCUUCAACAUCGAUGUCACGAUGGAUGCUGCCAAGGUGGCCUCGUUCACCAACAUAACACAUGGUCCUCAGACCUCCUUCGCCACUGUGGCUCAGACCCCAUUCUGCCUAAACUGUCCUGCUGUCCAGGGGGACUACAUCAUGCUCUACUGGCAGUCUCAGGAAAGCACAAAGCCCAGCGCCAUGAAGUUGGUGUACACUUAUGACCGCUGGAGGGACACCAGCAAGCUGUCUAAACAGAACGUGCAACUGGAGCUCGCAGGCCCACCUUACAACCCCCGGGCCGGGAGCUUCUCCUUCCUCCUCACCCCUGGACUCAAAGAUGGAGGUCUUUACACCUGCAAGGUUUACCUCAACGACAAUGUCUUCAGCCAGAGAACCCUGCUCAAUGUGCUGAGAGUUAAAGCGAAUCCCUCCCCCUCUGGGCUGGAGCUGCUGUGCCAGUACUCGCAGAAUUCCCAGGUCCGCCGCGCUGGCUGGACCCACCAGGACCCGAGUCGCAGGCUGAACGCCUCCAGCUCCAGGCCCGGGUUAAUUACCGUCGCUCUCCCCUUACCCAUCAGCCCCGCCGCAGCCGGCAACUACACCUGCACGCUGCAGCUGAAGAACGGACAGACCGUCUCGGCUGUGCACACCGUUACACUGCCCCGUAAAGAGGGCGCCAGUGUCGCCGCCUCCUCCCCGCUCCCCUCCCUCUCCGCUUUACUGCUCCUGGUGCCCCUGGCUGCCGCCGCCGCCGCCGGUGUGUUGCUAUGGAGACGGGGACACAUUUCUCAACGCAGUAUCGAGCAGUCCCUCUCUCACCACUCGGGCGAGGCAGAAAACAUCUACGAAAACCCAGAGGACAUCAGACAGACCUCUCCCCAGGGUUCAGUCUACAUGGAUUUGAAGCCAAGAGGAGAGGAGGAUGUUUAUAAGGAAUUGGAUCGAUACGAGCGGUGUCAGGACUGA
Messenger RNA from Lampris incognitus (smalleye Pacific opah), 1602 nucleotides. RefSeq names its product g6f-like (gene g6fl). The record is from RefSeq and is a predicted model, not a curated record. NCBI's taxonomy places the organism in Eukaryota, Metazoa, Chordata, Actinopteri, Lampriformes, Lampridae. Gene Ontology annotation, molecular function: protein tyrosine kinase binding; MHC class II protein binding. Gene Ontology annotation, cellular component: external side of plasma membrane; membrane raft. Gene Ontology annotation, biological process: T cell activation; interleukin-15-mediated signaling pathway; positive regulation of ERK1 and ERK2 cascade.